UUUCUUUCUUCAUUCACACCUCACUCGUGCUCCCCCCAUUUCCCUUCUCUACAAACAUUUCAAACCGUCUUUCUCUCUUCCUCUUUGAUCCAUCUCUUUUAAUUUCAUGGCUUCUAAGCUUCAUUCAAAGAACAAAACUCAUGAGCUAUUCACAUCGGUAUCGUUCAUAGCCGGUACAGCUUCUUGGUUCAUUGCCCUUGUGAUUGUAUUAUUCAUAUUGCUGAGCUCUUUGGGAGAGGAUGACUGUGGUUAUGGUGAUGAGGAGGUUGUUGUUAGAGGUGAUCAAUUUUCGGGCCGUCCGUGCGACGAAAUCUAUGUUGUUCAAGAAGGGGAGACUCUUAAUAGUAUUAGUGAUAAGUGUGGUGAUCCUUUCAUUGUUGAAGAGAAUCCUCAUAUUCAUGAUCCGGAUGAUGUUUUUCCUGGCCUUGUCAUCAAGAUUACUCCUUCAAAGACCAGCAAAAAGGCCAAUUAAGUGGUGGUUCAAUGUUCAAUCACUUAUUUAAUUUGUUCAUGAAAAAGGUUCCAUUUUCUCUUUUUUGGUUAUUUUUAUGGAUGCAAGAAUUAAUUUACUUGUGUUGUUUUGCAAGUUAGUAG
This is a messenger RNA of Tripterygium wilfordii, 594 nucleotides long. RefSeq lists its product as uncharacterized. The transcript has a single exon. NCBI's taxonomy places the organism in Eukaryota, Viridiplantae, Streptophyta, Magnoliopsida, Celastrales, Celastraceae. The coding region runs from base 107 to 472 and encodes 121 amino acids. The record is from RefSeq and is a predicted model, not a curated record.